AUUAAUUCCAAUAAAAUAUUUUUUUUAUUUAUUCUAUUUUUCAGAACAUUAAUCUCUAUUUCUUCUAAUUCUUGAUUUGGAUGUUGAAUUGGUCUAGAAAUUAAUCUUUUAAGUUUUAUCCCCCUAAUCUCCCACUCUACUAAUUUAUUUUCUACUGAAGCUUCUUUAAAAUACUUUCUUACUCAAUCUAUUGCUUCCAUUAAUUUUAUUUUUUCAAUUUUAAUAAAAAUAACUUUAAUAAAAAAUUUUGAAAUAAAUAAUUUUAUUUCAAUUAUAAUUAAUUCUUCCCUAUUAAUAAAAAUAGGUUCAGUACCUUUUCAUUUUUGAUUCCCUAAUAUUUCUGAAGGUUUAUCUUGAUUUAAUAAUUUCUUAUUAAUAACAUGACAAAAAAUUACCCCCAUAAUUUUAUUGUCUUAUUAUUUAAAUAAAAAUUUUAUUAUUAUUAUUAUAACUUUAAAUACUAUUAUUGGAGCUAUUGGAGGUCUUAAUCAAUCUUCUUUACGUAAACUUAUAACUUUUUCUUCAAUUAAUAAUUUAGGAUGAAUAUUAGCUUCAAUUUUAAUUAGAGAAAAUCUUUGAAUAUUUUAUUUAAUUAUAUAUUCAUUUUUAAUCAGAAUCAUAUGUUUUUUUUUUCAAUUAUUAAAUAUAUUCUUUAUUAAUCAACUUUUUAUCUCUAAUAUUAAUUACUCAAUUAAAAUAUUCCUAUUAAUUAAUUUUUUAUCAUUAGGAGGAUUACCCCCCUUUAUUGGAUUUUUUCCAAAAUGAAUCUUAAUUAAUUUUUUAUUAUCAAUAGAUUUUUUUAUUAUUACAUUUAUUUUUAUUAUAACAAGAUUAAUUAUUUUAUUUUUUUAUAUUCGAAUUAUUUAUUCAUCCUUUUUAUUUAAUUAUAUUAAUUUAAAAUGAAUAAAAAUUUUUUUAAAAAAUAAAAAUUUAAUUUUUAUUAAUUUUUUAUCUUUUUUAUCAAUUACAGGAAUAAUUUUAAGAACUUUAAUUUUUUUAUAA
Molecule: messenger RNA, 1002 nt
Organism: Galleria mellonella (greater wax moth)
Lineage: Eukaryota; Metazoa; Arthropoda; Insecta; Lepidoptera; Pyralidae
Source: the annotation of a RefSeq genome assembly